CAACUGUGUGCAUGUUGUGAGAGGAAGGAAUGGAGGUGCGCUGUCAAGAAUUACAGCAGGUUUGAUUCAACAGACAACAACUAUACUCGUGAACGGGGGGAAGAAGUGAGUCGAGUCGAUAAGAAGAAACUGACUGCUGAAGCGUUGAACAUUCACCACAGUUGGAAGAUGAGUGAAUCCAGUAUAUGUCAGGUGAGGGCAACAGUUAUGCUGUAUGAUGACGGCAACAAGCGUUGGGUACCGGCAGGAUCGGAUACUCCUUCCUUGAGUCGUGUCCACAUCUAUCACAACCCUGAGGCCAACACCUUCAGAGUGGUGGGCCGUAAGCUGCAGGCCGACCAGCAGGUGGUGAUUAACUGUCCAAUUAUCAAAGGGAUGAAGUAUAAUCAAGCCACAGCGACUUUCCAUCAGUGGCGGGAUCCAAGAUACGUGUGGGGGCUGAACUUUGGCAGUAAAGAGGAUGCAGUUCUUUUUUCCAACAGCAUGAUGCAUGCAUUAGAGGCUCUCAAUGCACCAGCAGGUACAGGCCCAGCUCAGAGUCAUCCCUCUGCACAGGAUCAACAGAGAAGACAGGCGGCUGCUGCACCUCCUGUCCCUUCCACUCCUCCGGCUGCACCACCCGCUCCACCUGCCCCACCAGCCCCACCAGCACCUCCCCCACCCUCUUGCCCUCCCCCAAGUUCCUCUGGUCCAUGCCCACCUGCACCUCCACCACCUCCCUCUGGAGGCAUGGUCCCACCUGCACCACCCCCACCCCCGGCAGGAGGAAGUGGAGGUGGAGGUGGAGGUGGAGGUGGAAAUGAUCUGGCUGCAGCUCUGGCAGGAGCCAAACUGCGUAAAACAGCAAAGGAUGAGGGAGCAGCAGCAGCCCCAGCCCCCAAACCGGCAUCGUCAGGCGGUGGAGGAGGCAACCUAAUGGGAGAAAUGAGUGCCAUUCUAGCAAGGAGGAGAAAAGCUGCCGAUAAGCCGCCUGAAACAAAGAACGACAAUGAGGAAAAUGACUCCUCAAAAUCUAAAUCCUCAGGACCAGGUGAAAUAAAUCCGUUCAAGGAAAAAUCGGCUACCAUUCCAAGGCCCAAAUCUUUAACCACCAGUCAAGGGGAUGUCAGCCCACGUCCCAGCUCCACAACCACUGCUUCUAACUCUCCCACUACUCCAGGGUCCAGGUUGAAAAUGAUGAAAAAGACCUCUGAUGAUGCAGGAAGUCAUCCUGAUAUGGAACGAGUCAAGCAGGAAAUUCUUGAGGAAGUGAAAAAAGAGCUCCACAAAGUGAAGGAAGAGAUUAUUACAGCACUGGUCCAGGCGCUACAAGGUGCACAGACCACAGAUGAUGGUUCUUGAUAAGCUGAAAAAUGGCUUCAGGGAACAAUGAAUAGGUGCGAAUGGCUUAUCAUCCACUGCUCAGGCAAUUUACAUUCUUUGACCCAAUAGAAAUUCAGUUAUUUUUACAAAGUCUAAAUAUCUAGUGUGAGUGUAGUCUUUUUUUUCAUUGUGUCUUAUUUUCCUGUAUCCUGUUGAUGAUCCGGUUUCUCAAGUAUUCCAUUUUUCUGUUUGUGCACGUAAACAUCACAUCUCCGUUUCAGAGAUCUGAAUAAGUUUUUAUCCCUUGUUUUGAAUUAUGCUAGCUGGAGUAUUCUGCAAGAAACAUGAGAACCCUGUACCAGAAGUCACAGCUGUGUAUCUUCAUCCACUAUUCCUUUGUCUUAUGAGGCGGCAAAGACAGUGACAGGCUGAAAGUAUUUAAUGUUUAUUAUUUCCUGUUGUUUGUAAUAGCUGUCAAUAAUCAAGAGGAGGAAUACUUUGGAUUGUUGGGUUCUCUGUUCAAAAUGUGUAAGGUCUAUACUUUACUAUGUUAAGUGCUAUAAGAUGACAUGCUGUGAAUUUGUGCUAUAUCUAUAUAAAAUUGAAAUUGGAAAUUGAAGGUGGAUAAGUCAAAUCCACAACACAAGGUUGACAUUUAGAAGUGCUACGCCUGCUGUAAACCCAAGUGACCUCAUUUUCAAUGGCCACAAUUAAAGUAACUUAAGAGAAGGAUAA
Stegastes partitus (bicolor damselfish) is the source of this 2037-nucleotide messenger RNA. Its product is annotated as vasodilator-stimulated phosphoprotein-like. The record is from RefSeq and is a predicted model, not a curated record. The transcript is spliced from 13 exons. Gene Ontology annotation, biological process: neural tube closure; actin cytoskeleton organization; axon guidance. Bases 169 to 1341 code for a protein of 390 amino acids. NCBI's taxonomy places the organism in Eukaryota, Metazoa, Chordata, Actinopteri, Pomacentridae. Gene Ontology annotation, molecular function: SH3 domain binding; profilin binding.